Messenger RNA from Monopterus albus (swamp eel), 3215 nucleotides. RefSeq names its product FLVCR choline and heme transporter 1 (gene flvcr1). Lineage: Eukaryota; Metazoa; Chordata; Actinopteri; Synbranchiformes; Synbranchidae. The transcript has 10 exons. Gene Ontology annotation, biological process: transmembrane transport; heme export; erythrocyte differentiation. Gene Ontology annotation, cellular component: mitochondrion; membrane. Bases 713 to 2365 code for a protein of 550 amino acids. Gene Ontology annotation, molecular function: heme transmembrane transporter activity; heme binding. The record is from RefSeq and is a predicted model, not a curated record.
CUGUGACUAGGUGGCUUUUUGCUGUUUUCAUUUCCUGGAGCUUUAUUUCAAAUUUGAUUUUAACACUUUUGACGUAUUACCUAAGGAACAUUUUGAAUGUUUUACAUGUCACUGAGUAGCCUGCUGUCUUUACACUUUGGUAUUUCUACUUUUACAUCCGAGUCCUUCUUCCACCACCAAAAUUCAAUAAUUCGUUUUUUAUAUGGCCUAUGAAUAGAUUUUGUAAUAUCAUCUUUAAAAGUGGGUCUAUUGCAGUUAUUCGUGACAGAAUAACAUGAGCCAUUUAGUAAUUACGUUGAAUUAAUGCUAUUAAUUUUCACCUCAUGUGAUGGGUAAUAAUAGGCCAACACCCUGAAAGUGAGCGAGCCUUCCUGGCAGGGGCUCUGGCUGCUCUGCUAUUGGCUCAUCAGCAUCGGAAGUCCGCAUGUCGACGAACUACAGACAGAGACCAGAGAGCGACGCACAAUUACGCGCGCAGCCUCAGAGAUACCGUUCACACUGGAGCCUUAAUGAUAAGUAGGACGCACUGAAGGGGUUGUUUUACUAUGUAUCUAUUCCAAAUCCGAUUCAAGCUGUAGUCUCGUCGUUCACGUGUUGUAAAGCAUCGUUGCUGCACUAGUAACCGAAUGAGGAAAACGCUCCGUGUUGCGUUUCCUUCCUCAUCUGUCGACUCAGCAGCGGAGGAAAGAAGAUAAAGGGACAAACGAGCAUCAUGGUUGCCGGUGAGCUUGUGCAGGAGCAUCUGCGCGCAGAUAUCGGCGCACCUGACGACAUCACGGUCGGCAGGAAGGGUCCGCAGCUGGACGGAGCAGCCGAGCGAUACGGGAAACCGUCAUACGGAGUGGCGCCUGCGGGCGGGGUUGGGGAGACAGACUCCGACCUGGAGCAGGAGAAGGAGCUGCCGCCGGAUGAAAGAGAGGCGAUGCUGCCUAACGGAGGAGGAGGGGAGGCGGAUGAGGAGGGAGGGAAGGCGCUAGAGACGAGACUGUACUGGCGCCGCUUCGCCGUGCUGACCGUGUUCAGCCUGUACUCCCUGGUGAACGCCUUCCAGUGGAUCCAGUACAGCAUCAUCACCAACGUGUUCACCCAGUACUAUGAGGUGACCAGUGACAAGGUGGACUGGCUUUCCAUCGUCUACAUGGUCGUCUACGUGCCGCUGAUCUUCCCGGCUACUUGGCUGCUGGACCGGAAAGGUCUGCGGCUCACAGCCCUGCUGGGCUCCGGCCUCAACUGCAUCGGUGCGUGGCUCAAGUGCGCCAGCGUCGGCCGCGAGCUGUUCGGAGUCACCUUCACCGCGCAGGUCAUCUGCUCCGUGGCGCAGGUGUUCAUCCUCGGCCUGCCGUCCCGCAUCGCCUCGGUGUGGUUCGGACCCCGGGAGGUUUCCACCGCUUGCGCCACGGCCGUGCUCGGAAACCAGUUGGGAACAGCCAUAGGCUUCCUCUUGCCCCCAGUGUUGGUUCCCAACACACCCAACGAUGUUCAACUUACAGGGCGCAACAUCAGCAUCAUGUUCUACGGUACUGCAGCUGUGUCCACUGGCCUCUUCAUCCUCACGGUCAUAGUCAUUAAAGACCGCCCUCCCCGGCCUCCCAGCCAGGCCCAGGCCGUCCUGCCAGACUCCCCUCCUGAAGAUUACUCCUACAAACAGUCCAUCCUCAACCUGAUGAAGAAUAAAGCCUUUGUCCUCCUGCUCAUCAGUUACGGUAUAAUGACUGGUUCCUUCUACUCUGUCUCAACACUUCUCAACCAGAUGAUCUUGGCCUACUAUGAGAAUCAGGAGUUGAAUGCUGGGAGAAUUGGUUUGACGCUGGUGGUGGCUGGGAUGGUUGGCUCCAUCCUCUGUGGCGUGUGGCUGGACUACACCAAGAUGUACAAGAUGACGACUCUGAUCGUGUACAGCCUGUCUUUUCUGGGCAUGGCGGUCUUCACCCUCACUCUGGACCUCAGCAGCAUCUACUUGGUCUUUUUCACUGCUGGAGCUCUUGGGUUCUUCAUGACCGGUUACUUGCCUCUGGGCUUUGAGUUUGGAGUGGAGAUCACCUACCCAGAGUCUGAAGGAACAUCAUCAGGACUCCUCAAUGCUUUCGCUCAGAUAUUUGGGAUCAUUUUCACUCUGAUUCAGGGCAAACUGACCACAGUUUAUAAACCACUGGCUGGAAACCUCUUCCUCUGUGCUUGGAUCUUUCUUGGAACACUGCUCACUGCCUUAAUCAAGUCAGAACUGAAAAGACACAAUGUCAACCUGGGAGCAGACAGCAACCACCUGCAAGCUCUUCCUGUGGAGCAUCCUGUGGACUGCCCUUCAAAGGAGAAAACCAACGGGGUCGAGCUGAAGCCGUCAAUCUCCCGUGAAACCUCUGUAUGACUUUUCCAAGUCAGUGAAUUGCAGCACAACUGAGAAGGUCUCUGUGUUGCCCUGGGAUAUGUGUUGGCACUGCACUCCAUGUGACGUGCCUAAAGGUACACGAGUUUAUUGCCAAGCAUAAGUCAUUGAUAAUUAGGAAGGUGGAUUUGAGCCAAGUCACAUCAACUAUGGCCACAGUGGACUCAGGCCUGGAGGGUGACCGACAUGGUACAGAGGGCGCUGGUUAAAUAUCCACCCACUGCUCCUCUGCAGAAAGAUCCAGGUCACAUGUGCACCCAGACACUUACAGAGAAUUACCACCACUUUACAGAACUUCAUGUUUCCUCCUGGAAAGCUUGUUGUUGGCUGGUAAAGUAUGUAAAGCACUGACUUGUAGAUGAAGCUUCACUGCACUUCAUUUGUAUAGUGGCUGCAGCCUGGCAACCUUGGUUUAGUUACUGUAUGUAAAUCUGGUUUCAAAGAAAAAGGUGGUAAAGCAAGCUUUUAAUUCUUGAAUCACAAAGUUUACUGGAGGUGAAACAAAAUAUCCCAGAGCCGGGCCCUGAACCACAAAGCGAAAUUCGUGGUUGAUCCAGCUACCUUUUGGCUCACCCCAGGUUGUCCAGUACCACGAAGCUGUCUCACUUUUAACCAGGCUAGAUCCCCAUGGUAACUUGUGCUGCACGGCUGACCUGGAGCAGCUUAACUUCAGAUGACUGGAUCAGAACCUGUCAACACUCUGAGCACUAACCAAUCAGAUCACCUGACCUACUGGAUCCUGACAGAGUCACAGUCUACAUUAAUGUUUGAUUUGAUUUGAUUUAUUCUUUCAAGCAUAUAAAACAGUUGAUAUAUCAACACACAUUUUUAC